AUGGAUGCAGGUUCUUUGAUAAGAAGUGGUAUAUGUAUAUCUAAGUAUUCUGAACUUGAAUUCACAAAGACAAAUAUUGGUUCUCAGAGACUUAAGGAUUCGGAUCCUAAACAAUUUUCAGUUUCCUUGAAAAGCGGAUUCAAGGGAAUGACAUCUAAUUGCAGGCACAAUCCUCUAACAGCACAAGAACUCGUCGAUAAGCUUUUAAGUGCAGGCGAUAAACUCGUCGUGAUUGAUUUUUACUCUCCUGGUUGUGGAGGUUGUAGAGCUUUGCACCCAAAGAUUUGCCAGAUUGCGGAUUUGAAUCAAAAUGCAAUUUUUCUGAAAGUAAACUAUGAAGAACUUGGUGUUAUGUGCACUAGCCUCAACACUCCUGUCCUCCCCUUCUUUAGAUUUUACCGAGGAGCUGAAGGUACACUUUGCAGCUUCAGCUGCACAAAUGCAACCAUCAAGAAAUUCAAAGACGCACUUGAAAAGCAUGGUACGGAUAGGUGUAGUCUUGGACCAGCUAAAGGUUUGGAAGAAGCUGAGCUAUUAAGACUAGCUUCAAACAAACAGAUCUCACUCAAUUUUCCGCCAAUGAAUUACGAAGAGGCACUGCACAAUUUGUUCGAAACAAAAUUGGAAGAUUUUACCUCUUCGAUCAUUCAAAGAUAAUGCGGGAUAGUCAUAUAGUAUAAGAUUAAGAGAUGUUAUGAUUAGGCUGGCAGAAGUUGGCCAUAAAGUUAAU
Papaver somniferum (opium poppy) is the source of this 730-nucleotide messenger RNA. Its product is annotated as thioredoxin-like 1-1, chloroplastic. The record is from RefSeq and is a predicted model, not a curated record. Bases 1 to 657 code for a protein of 218 amino acids. NCBI's taxonomy places the organism in Eukaryota, Viridiplantae, Streptophyta, Magnoliopsida, Ranunculales, Papaveraceae. Gene Ontology annotation, biological process: cell redox homeostasis. The transcript has 4 exons.